AGGCAUGUGUCAUGUGUUUUGACCCAUUGAACACCCGGCGCAAUAAUUAAAGGUGUAUAAUGAUUAAAAUCGAUACAAAAGAAAGAUAACGAUUGCAUGAAUUCGUAUUAUAGUGCCUAGAGAGUAUCCAACGUUGUAAUCGGACUAUCUAUUCAUCAGAAAGUACCCAGAUUAAGCUAGAGAAGCCUUGAUUAUCCCAAAAUAGAGACAAUGGAAACCGUAGACUUAAUAUCAGACGAUGAUUCUUUCGAAGCUCCAGUGGUGCAAAGCAGAGCGACAGUGCCCAUCACUACCAAAUGGCCGAAAUUGACUACUUCAUUACACUUUCAGCAGAUUAUGAUCUCGUCAGACUCCUCAGAUGAAGAAACAAUGGGAAAUACUGGUGCUACUUCCCUUGAAAAAGAGAAUAUACCAUCAGUGGAAUCUACAUCUCCAAAAAUCAUUGGACUCAGCCCAGAAGACACUGCCUCGACUGAUUUUUGUCUCCAGUCUUUUGCUUAUCGUCCUCAAGCUCUCCAGGUCAAUGCACAUCCUCAAUCCUCGUCCCAGGAAAACUCCAAACCUGCGCCUAGAAGAUUCUUCCGUUGGGGAUCGAGUGAGGAUGGUCAUGUCUCGACUUCAAUUAUUAAGAAGAGACCUCCACCGAGCCCGAGUAAAACUCAAACCAAAAAAAGAAAUAUCGAGUACGAUGAUGAGGGCGACAUGAUCAUGGAAGGUCCAUCAUCAAUGCCUGAGGCUUGUAAUGAGAUGGAUCCCAAUUGUGGAUGCUCUGGGGAAGAUAUUGGAACACCUAGUCCCAUGGUCAGCAUGCACCACAGGCUCGAGAUAGCGGGGGUGCAGGUUGACUUCCCUUUAACCCCGUAUCCAGCGCAAAAGGCGGUCAUGAAUGCGUUGAUAAAGGGCUGUAGGAAUGAAGAGCACGCCUUGGUGGAGAGUCCAACUGGCAGUGGAAAGACUCUUGCCUUACUCUGCGGAGCCUUGGCUUGGCAAGCUCAAUACGCCG
This is a messenger RNA of Diachasma alloeum, 1003 nucleotides long. RefSeq lists its product as uncharacterized. NCBI's taxonomy places the organism in Eukaryota, Metazoa, Arthropoda, Insecta, Hymenoptera, Braconidae. Gene Ontology annotation, cellular component: nucleus. Gene Ontology annotation, molecular function: DNA helicase activity; ATP binding. Gene Ontology annotation, biological process: nucleotide-excision repair; double-strand break repair involved in meiotic recombination. The annotation marks the transcript as partial. The record is from RefSeq and is a predicted model, not a curated record. The transcript is spliced from 3 exons.